Molecule: messenger RNA, 3408 nt
Organism: Colletotrichum acutatum
Lineage: Eukaryota; Fungi; Ascomycota; Sordariomycetes; Glomerellales; Glomerellaceae
Exons: 4
Coding region: 1-3408 (1135 amino acids)
Molecular function (GO): oxidoreductase activity; NAD binding; NADP binding
Source: RefSeq, a predicted model, not a curated record
AUGGCAGCCACAGACGCUGAGGCCACCCGCGUCGGCUUCAUUGGCCUGGGUGCCAUGGGCUUUGGAAUGGCUUGCAACCUGUUGAAGAAACCGUCAUACCAAGUUCAAGGUCACGAUGUUUACCCUCCCAGCGCAGAGAAAUUCGUCGUUCAGGGUGGUUCGUCGGGGGAGUCUCCAAAAGAAGUGGCCAAAACCAGCGAUAUCCUAGUCUGCAUGGCAGUCAACGCACAGCAAAUCGAUGACAUACUUUUCAAUGAUCAGACGGGUGCUCUGCAAACAUUACCGGCAAAUGCUACCGUUCUCCUCUGCUCAACAGUACCGCCAACGUAUCAUGAGGCACUGACGCCCCGGAUUGCGGCGACGGGCCGGCAGGAUGUUCUGGUCGUGGACAGCCCCGUAUCGGGUGGCACGAAGCGUGCAGCCGACGGCACACUCAGUAUCUUCGCUUCCGGAGCCCCUGAAGCGUUGCACCGUGCAGACCGUGUUCUGCGUGACAUGUCGGAGAAGCUGUACAUCAUUCCGGGUGGGCCAGGAGCGGGUAGCAAGAUCAAAAUGGUCAACCAGCUACUGGUCGGAACGCACAUUGCCGCUGCAUCAGAAGCGAUGGGAUUGGCCGCCAAAGCUGGCCUGAACACCCGCGAAGUGUACAACAUCAUCACGAAUGCUGCUGGUAAUUCUUGGGCGUACGAGAAUCGCGUGCCGCACAUGUUGGACGGCGACUGGACCCCGCUAUCUGCCUUGAAUAUCUUUGUCAAGGACAUGGGCAUCGUUGUCUCAACGGCCAGAACUCUGCAAUUCCCGGUGCCACUUGCAUCGGUAGCUGAGCAGCUGUACAUCUCAGGAGCUGCACAUGGGUACGGUGCAGAGGACGACUCUGGACUCGUCCGGGUGUUCCUCCCUGGAUCCCCAAAUGCCGUGAAAGAGCAAGCAGGCCAGCUCAAUACGCAAGAAAAGUUGACCCCAAGCAGUACGCCGCUGGAAAUCUCAAAGAUUGGUAUGGUAGGGUUGGGCGCGAUGGGCCAGGGCAUGGGUGGAUCUCUUCUCCGAGCCGGUUUUGCAGUCCACGGCUACGACGUAUACGAGCCGGCUAUCGACAAGUUUGUGGCCAACGGGGGCAAUGCUUCCAAGGCUAGCAGCCCCGCGGAGGCAGCAAAGGGCGCCGACAUUCUAGUUUUGAUGGUUCAAAAUGCUGCGCAAGCCGACGAUGUUCUUUUUGGCUCCGGAAAGGCAGCGGAAACGUUGCCUGAUGGCGCCAUCGUGAUUCUCAGCUCGACGGUCCCACCCUCAUUCGUCAGAGAACUCGAGGUCAAGCUCACAAACACCGGCAAGGGAUUGAGCCUCGUGGAUGCCCCUGUCAGCGGUGGUGUGGUCCGCGCCGCCAAUGGUACCCUUACGAUCAUCUGCUCUGGAGAUGAGGCUGUUCUCUCCAAGGUUAACAGCCCGUUACUGGCGAUGACGGGAACGUCAAGCAACCUCUGCCAUGUUCAGGGAGGCGUCGGCGCUGCGUCCUCAGUGAAACUUAUCAACCAGCUACUGGCCGGUGUUCAUAUUGCAGCCGCUGCCGAAGCUAUGGCAUUUGCCGCUCGCCUAGGCCUCGACACGAGACGGGCUUUCGAGAUCCUUGGCAGUGCGGCCGCAUGGAGUUGGAUGUUCGAGAAUAGAGUGCCUCAAAUGCUUGAUGCCGACUGGACACCACACUCCGCCUUGGCCAUUUUCGUGAAGGAUCUUGGCAUCGUCCUCGAUGAGGCAAAGCGACUCACCUACUUUGCUCCGAUUUCGUCAGCAGCUCACAACAUGUACCUCGCAGGUGCAUCUCACGGGUGGACGAAGGAAUCCGAUGCUGGUGUCGUUCGGCUUUGGGAGUUGGCGGGCCUUUCCGUCUCUGGCAAUGCCGGUCCCAAGGCUGAGGAGAACAGUGGCUCGAAAACUGAGACCAAGGAGAUUGAAGCAGGCCAAGAGCAGGGUCUGCCGGCACAAGAAACGAUUGACGCGCUCCCAGCCGAGUAUUCAGGUGAUGUGAUCAGCUCCACUCGCAGGGUGGUCGACAAUGGCGAAGUCCCGGUUCUCGUGGUCUUGGAUGACGACCCAACAGGAACUCAAACCUGCCACAACAUCGAUGUCCUGACCGUGUGGGACUCUGCCACAUUGGAUGACGAGUUUAGCCUCAACCCGACUGGGUUCUUCAUCUUGACCAACUCUCGCGCAUUACCUUCCGCCGAAGCCAAACAACUUAUCGUCGAGAUUUGCAAGAAUGUCAAGACGGCGGCUGAGAAGGCAGGCAAAGCAUUCGAGAUCGUUCUUCGAGGUGACUCGACACUUCGUGGACAUCUUCCGGAGGAGCCCGAGGCUGCCGAGGAGGCCCUUGGCAAGUUCGAUGCGUGGGUUGUAACGCCUUUCUUCUAUCAAGGUGGCAGAUACACUAUCAAUGACGUGCACUAUGUCAAGGAAGGCGACGUGCUGGUACCCGCGAGCCAAACACCCUUUGCCCAAGACGCCACAUUUGGGUACAAGAACUCGAACUUGCGUAAGUAUGUCCUCGAGAAGUGCGGCCAUCGCUUCGACGAAUCUUCAUUCUUGUCGGUCACUCUCGAUGAUAUUCGCGUUGGGGGACCUGCGGGCGUCACCAAGAAGCUCCUUUCAGUAGCGCCUGGCUCUAACACAGUCGUCAUCGUCAAUGCUGCCGCCGAGUCUGACAUGCACGUCUUCGUGGCAGGCUUGCUUGAGGCAGAGAAAGAGGGCAGGCGGUAUCUCUACCGCACAGGUGCUGCCUUCGUUUCUUCUCGCCUGGGAAUCACAGGGAUCCCACCUUUGACCAUGGCAGACCUUGGGGUGUCGGUCGAGGCCGGUACCAAGCAGCCAGGUGGACUGAUCGUCGCUGGCUCUUACGUACCCAAGACGACGGCACAACUUAAGGUGCUCAGAGAGAGGAGAGGCGACAAGUUGGCGGUAAUCGAAGUUGAUGUUGAAGGGCUCAUCGAAUCUGCGGACGCCGCGGAGAAGGUCGUGAAUGCCGCAGCAGCCGAGACCGCAACCAAGCUUGCAGCUGGCGAGGAUGUUCUCGUCAUGACAUCUCGGAAACUGAUCAAGGGAGGAGAUGCGCUCAGCUCUCUUCAAAUUGGUUCCAAGGUCGCCCGGGCCUUGGUACAGCUUGUUGAGCAGAUUGACGUACGGCCGCGGUAUCUGAUUGCAAAGGGUGGCAUCACAUCAUCUGAUGCGGCCACGAAGGGUCUGAGGAUGAGACGGGCUCGCAUCAUGGGCCAAGCUGCCCCGGGUGUCCCGUUGUGGAAGUGCGACGAGGAGACUAGCCGGCAUCGUGGAGUGCCGUACGUCGUAUUCCCUGGAAAUGUUGGCAGUGACAGCACACUCGCCGAAGUUGUCGAGUCGUGGUCGAUUGAGAAUGUUGCUUAG